ACGGAUGUGUGGCGGAAAGAUCUAGUUGAGAGUAUCCUAAGCGCGGAAAUAUCCAAAGUUAAUUUUUAAAGGCGUGAUCUUUGGAUAUAACUAUCAUAUCAUGGCAGUCGAGGCGCGCACUGUGCUCUGGUACAUGACAUUCAUAGGAUUCAUUGUCAACUAUAUGCUGCGCAUCAAUUUGAAUAUCACCAUUGUCGAUAUGAUCGCCGGCGUCAAUGGGCGAACGACCUUAGCACCGCCCACUAAUGCCACCAUCAAUGCGCUGGGCACUAACAAAUCGGACUUCCUGGCCUCUGUCGCACCUGCCGUAGCCACGGCGAACAGCACCGAUCGAGUCGAGCGAUAUUCGUGGGAGCGUCAGUUUCUAGAUUGGGCAAAAAUCGACUACGAGCGAGAUGGAUUCCAUUGGAAUGAAAAAGAGCAGAGCAAUUUGUUGGGCUCCUUCUUUUGGGUGCAUUGGUUGUUGCAGCUGCCCGGCGGAAUUCUGGCCCGUAAAUAUGGCACAAAGCUCGUCUUUGGACUGGCCAAUGGCGUUGGGGUAUUUUGCUGCUUUCUAAUUCCGAUAUUCUCCUAUUGGAGCUAUUCCGCUCUGCUCUGGCUGCGAGUAUUUCAGGGACUCGUUACUGGUUUGGCUUGGCCCUCGAUGCAUGUGAUGACUGCCAAAUGGAUUCCGCCCAACGAGCGCAGUAAAUUCGUUAGCGCCUAUUUGGGCAGCUCUGUGGGCGUGGCAAUGUUCUAUCCCAUAUUCGGUUAUGUCAUCGCCUGGACAUCCUGGGAGUGGGUAUACUAUAUCUGCGGUAUAUUCGGGAUGUUGUGGUUCGUUGCCUGGCAAUUCCUGGUCUUUGACAGCCCUGCCGAGCAUCCACGCAUAGCGCAAUCGGAGCGGCGUUAUAUUGAGAAGUCGCUGGGGGCGUCGGUGCACAGUAGUUCACCAGGUCCAACGCCAUGGCGACAGAUAGCUACCUCGAGGCCCGUCUGGAUGAAUGUGGUGGCUCAGUGGGGUGGCAUCUGGGGUCUGUUCACGCUGAUGACACAUGGACCAACGUAUUUCCGCCUGAUCCAUCACUGGGACAUACGUGCAACGGGCUUCCUCUCGGGCAUGCCACAUCUGAUGCGCAUGAUUUUCGCUUACUGCUUUUCCAUGUUUGCCGAUUACCUGCUACGCACGGAUCGUCUGAGCCGCACCAAUGUUCGCAAGCUGGCGACGGGAGUUUGCUGUGGCGUAAAGGGCUUGGUGGUGCUGGCUCUGGCCUACUUUGGCUAUAAUGCAACAGCGGCCAUUGUACUGGUGGCCGUGGCCACAAUGUUCCAUGGCGCCGUCUCCUCUGGCCCACUUGCCUCGAUGGUGGAUCUGUCGCCCAAUUAUGCUGGCAUUGUGCUCGGAGUGAGCGGCAUGAUCGGCGGCAUGCCCGGCUUUAUAUCGCCCUACAUAGUGGGCAUCCUAACCCAGGGCAAUCAAACGAUUGAGGCCUGGAAGAAUGUGUUCAUGCUGACUGCCGCCAUGCUCAUUGGCAGCGGCGUCAUCUACGUUUUCUUUUCCGAGUCCACGCUGCAGCCCUGGAACAGUGGCCGUCACGCUCUGCCCGAGGCGGGACUCAAGGAACUGCAAACGUUCGAGGAGAAGCUGCCCUUGCAGAGCGUUGCAACGGAAGAGGCCAGUGCAGCGACGCAGCCAGUCAAGAGCAACAACUGAUAAUCAGCUGGUGUGGGUGGCAUUUUAAUUGCCAUAAGUCCAUUUUAGUUACAGCCCUCGGGCAAAGGCCUUUGCCUUUGCAAAGUGUUAUCAGAUUCUAUUUGCAAGAUUGUAAUUAAAUCUAAACUAACUAUAAAUGAUAUUUUUAUGCAUACAUAUACAUAUGUAUUUAUGUAUUUUUGUAUGAAUAUACAUACAUACGUACAUUCGUAUGCCUGCACACGAGUAUUCUAUAAAACUUUGUGUGGCUGAUCUUCGUCAAUAAAAUGUGGAAGCUGAAUGUAAAUAAACACAACA
Messenger RNA from Drosophila navojoa, 1990 nucleotides. It is a transcript of the gene NaPi-T, whose product is annotated as Na[+]-dependent inorganic phosphate cotransporter. Gene Ontology annotation, cellular component: membrane. Gene Ontology annotation, biological process: transmembrane transport; monoatomic anion transport. Gene Ontology annotation, molecular function: transmembrane transporter activity. Lineage: Eukaryota; Metazoa; Arthropoda; Insecta; Diptera; Drosophilidae. The record is from RefSeq and is a predicted model, not a curated record.